UUGCCCCUGUCCAUUAUGGCUGCCGCUGCCCGACUGCUUCCGGCGGCAGCGGCGCUCGUUGGCCCUCAGUAAAGAUGAGCAGCGAGCAGGCGAGGUGCCCUGGCGGCCGCGGUGAGGGACUGAGAUGCACCCCAGUGGCAAACAGCACCAAGUUUCCACGUACGAGUUGAAUAAUCAGCUUCAUACCUGGCUUCUCUUCAGAACUCACAUUUUUUGCCUGUACUUCUAAUCUAGCACUUCACCAGAGGGACUUCUGAAAAUUUUUCAGUGUUUUUUUUACCACAUAAACAGAGGUCAUAGGACACUGCUGUCAUGUCCUGGGUUCAAGCUGCAGUCAGCCGAUCCAAUGAGGAUAUAUUUGAUGAAGAUGGAGAUGAGAUGUAUCUACUACAGAAGGAAUGGAACAGCACCAUGAAAAAAAGAUUGAAGGAAGGCUACAGGGAUGGAGUUGAGGCUGGGAAAGAACUUGCACUCCAGAAAGGCUUUAAUCAAGGUUACAGACACGGUGCUGAGCUGAUGAUUACAUGUGGCCAGUUCAAAGGAACCCUGAAUGCUCUCUUAUCCUGGUGUCGUUUUAAUGGACAUGAUUCUGCUUUAAGUAAGAUAAAUAAUCUUCUUGAUGUGGUUGGAAAGCAUGAAGAAGAUGUGCUUAAGUAUCUGAAUUCUACUGAAGAACAGCCACAUCUUAGACAUGUUUUAGACUCUGUUGAGGACAUGGACCUUAAUCACACAGCUUCAGCUGGGACAGAGUACAAGGAAGUUAAAGAUGGAAAACAAGAGGAUGGUGGCAGCUCUGGUGAAAACAUUUGUAGAAAUAAUGGUAAGGCUGGUUCCUUGCAGUCUGAGUGCAGCAAGGCAAACCUCCGCACAGAUCCUGAAAGGUCAACGCUUGCUUGGGUUAAAAAGCAGACUGUUUGGCUGGUAGAGCAACUGGGCUUAUCAUUGGAUAUACUCCAUCAUGUCCAGCAACUGAAACAUUAGUUUUUCUGUCUCAUGGUACUUAAAAUUAUCUCAACUAGUUUUGCUUCUCCCUUUGUGCACCAUGUACAGGCCAAUGCAUCACUUUGUUUUAGGAAAAUCUGAUACUUUCCAGUAAAAGUAAUUUCUGUAAAUCUUCACUAUGCUUUUGGCUCCUGGCAAGACCCCUCACUUUUAAUCUUAAGGUAACAUUGACAGAAAGGGGCAGUGACACUUAAAGCUCUCCAAACAGUUACUAAACAUGUUUCUGUUCUGCAUCAGAAACUCUCAUUUCAAUGUCACCUUCUCUUGGCAGGAAUUUGGAAAUAAAGCGGGUCCGUUAAAUAGCCCCUCUAAAUUGAUUCCCUCUGCUAUCUAAAGAAUAAAUGCCUAGUGCUAUGGACAAGCAACUCUUGCAGAAUAAGCUGGUGCUGCUGCUAUGCUAAAUAUAUGCAAAAUAGAACAGGAUUUGCUGCUGAUUCCUAGAGUGCUGUGACUCUAUAGUCAUUAUAUAAAAUACAGGAAUUUUUCUCCUUUUGUCAAAUUCUUCCUCUUAUCUUUUGUAACCACUAUACAGUGCAUUUUCACAGUUAAAAACUAUUUUUUCCUCCUUGUACAAUUCUAUUUAUUUUGUUUUGCUGAAAAUACACUAUUUUUCUCAAAUUCAGAAUUACUGACACUUCCACGUUUUAGACUCUUACCCUGUCAGACCACACUAAAUAUGCUUCCAGUCUAAUGAACAUCCUUGUGUUAUUUUUGUAUUUCUUUUGCCAUUCUCUCAAGCCUGAACUCUUUCCCACAUUCCCAUAAUGUUUUUCUCAAACUCUUCAAGGAAGCCAGGCUUAUUCAGCCUGGCAAACACAUCAGCCAACACAUGCAUAUUUCUGACAACUUUGUAUUUCUGUGCCAGCAUUCUGUAUUUGACUCAUUUUCUUAUUGGUUGUCUUAACUGUAGCUGUAAACUGCUCUGUUCAGGAAGUUUUUGCUUGGUGAAUGCCUCUCUAUUUUACACUAAUUAAACUGUUUUAUAGUAAGUUAAGAGUUUGCUUAUUUUAAGUUGCUUGUAACCUUCCUUCAGAUCUGAGACAAAGCAAGUCUAGACAGAGACAAACUAAAAUUUUGAACAGUCGACUAUACUUGCAGAAAAAAAACAAUCCAAAAAACACCCACAGAACACUUUCAUACUUUGAGACCAGAAAAAAACUAAGGCAAAAAUUACUUGAUUUUCAGAACCUGAGUUUACAGCUUUCUUACUAAAGACACUGUUAUCCUGUCACACAGGUGGUAGAGUGUAAGUUUGGUUGCCAUUCAGUACCUCUUCUGCUUUAGGGGUAAACAAAACUGCAGUUAAGAGUGUUACUGAACCUGUUUCUGAAAUAAUGGACAAAUAGGGCUGUCUGCAUUAAUUGUGUCUGUACAAAAUUACUCAAGUAACUUUUUCUCCAUUUAUUUAGCAUAAUGUUGCCGUGGAUAAACAUUACUUUUCUACAA
Molecule: messenger RNA, 2448 nt
Organism: Chiroxiphia lanceolata (lance-tailed manakin)
Lineage: Eukaryota; Metazoa; Chordata; Aves; Passeriformes; Pipridae
Gene: YAE1
Product: YAE1 maturation factor of ABCE1
Exons: 4
Coding region: 313-981 (222 amino acids)
Source: RefSeq, a predicted model, not a curated record